Molecule: messenger RNA, 2241 nt
Organism: Manacus vitellinus (golden-collared manakin)
Lineage: Eukaryota; Metazoa; Chordata; Aves; Passeriformes; Pipridae
Product: putative neutral ceramidase C
Exons: 20
Coding region: 1-2241 (746 amino acids)
Biological process (GO): ceramide catabolic process; sphingosine biosynthetic process; long-chain fatty acid biosynthetic process
Cellular component (GO): extracellular region
Molecular function (GO): N-acylsphingosine amidohydrolase activity
Source: RefSeq, a predicted model, not a curated record
AUGUCUGGGCAGAGGUCCAAGUGCUGCUCCUCACGCCUGGGGGUGAUCCUCAUCGUGUGCCUGGCGCUGGUGAUCACGCUGACCGUGGUGCUCCUCGUCCUCCACUUCCUCAACAGACCCAGCAAUGGCAAGUUGAGCUUCUUCAGUCCCACCCUCCCACGCUGCUCCGAUUCCAUCGACAUAUCAGAAACAGCAAACUACUUGCUGGGCGUGGGUCGAGCUGACUGCACAGGACCAGUGGCACAGGUUCCCCUGAUGGGCUAUGCCAACCCGGAGCAGGCGGCUGGUGGGCUCCUCACACGCCUCUACAGCCGAGCCUUCAUCGUGGCAGACCCCGACGGCUCCCGGCGCGUGGUGUUCGUCAGCGCUGACAUAGGGAUGGUGUCCCAGAGGGUGAGGCUGCAGGUGCUCGAGAGUCUGAAGAGCAAGUACGGUGACCUGUACCGGCAGGACAACGUCAUCCUCAGCGGCACCCACACGCACUCGGGGCCGGCGGGGUACUUCCAGUACACCCUCUUCUGGAUCACGAGCAAAGGGCUCAUCAGACCAACCCUCAACUCGAUCGUGAACGGCAUCGUGAAGAGCAUAGACAUAGCACAUGAGAGCAUGAAGAGAGGAAGGCUUUUUAUAAACAGAGGCACUGUAGAAAACAGCCAGAUCAACCGAAGCCCUUUCUCCUAUCUCGCCAAUCCAGCAUCCGAGCGAAGCAGGUAUUCAUCCAACACAGAUAAAGAAAUGGUGAUUCUGAAGAUGGUAGGUGAGGAUGGACAAGAGCUAGGCCUUAUCAGCUGGUUUGCUGUGCACCCCGUCAGCAUGAACAACACGAACCACCUGGUGAACAGCGACAACGUGGGCUACGCGUCCUACCUGUUCGAGCAGGACCAGAACAAGGGAAUGCUCCCUGGAGAGGGCUCCUUCGUUGCCGCCUUCGCCUCCUCCAACCUGGGAGACGUGUCGCCCAACACGCGCGGCCCGACCUGCGCCAACACGGGCGAGUCGUGCGACAACCCCCAGAGCUCCUGCCCCGUCGGAGGGGCAGCCAUGUGCAUGGCCCAGGGGCCCGGGAAUGACAUGUUUGAGAGUACAAGGAUUAUAGGGCAAAAUAUCUACUCAAAAGCAAGGGAGCUGUAUGAAAAGGCUUCCCAGGAGGUCAGGGGGCCCCUGAGCUCGGCCCACCAGUGGGUGAACAUGAGUGACGUGUCGGUGGAGCUCAAUGCCACGCACACGGUUAAAACGUGUAAGCCAGCCCUGGGACACAGCUUUGCCGCGGGGACCAUCGACGGCGUGGGCGCUUUCAACUUCACCCAAGGUGCAGUAGAAGGUGACCCGUUCUGGGAUCAGAUCCGGGACCAGCUGCUGGGAGAGCCAUCAAAUGAGACAAAAGCCUGCCACAAACCCAAGCCAAUCCUCUUCAGCACGGGAGAGAUGACUUGGCCCCACCCGUGGCACCCGGACGUGGUGGACGUGCAGAUCGCUGCCAUCGGAUCGCUGGCCAUCGUUGCUGUCCCGGGAGAGCUCACGACCAUGUCUGGCCGCAGGCUGCGGGAAGCUGUUACAAGGGAAUUUGAUUCCCAUGGGACACCAGGGAUGAAUGUGGUAAUUGCAGGUCUGUGCAAUGUCUACACCCACUACAUUGCCACCUAUGAAGAAUACCAGGUUCAACGAUAUGAGGCUGCAUCGACUAUUUAUGGGCCACACACCCUCUCUGCCUACAUCCAGCUCUACAGAGGACUUGCAAGGGCUAUUGCCACGAACACCACCCAGGACUUGCCCCGUGGCCCAGAGCCCCCAUUUUUCAACAUAGGCAACCUGACCUUGCUGCCCUCCCUCGGUGUCGAACGCGCGCCGACCAACAAGACAUUUGGGGAUGUGCUGCAGGAAGUGAGGCAGCAGUACCGAGUGGGAGAAGUUGCUGAAGUGACUUUUGUGGGAGCGAACCCCCGGAACUCCGCGGAGAACGCGACUGAACACAACUUCCUGACGGUGGAGAGGCACACCAACACUUCAGGCACCUGGCAGGUGGUGCAGAAUGAUGCCUCCUGGGACACCAGGUUUUACUGGAGCAGAGGAUCCCUGAGUCAGAGCAAUGUGAGCAUCGAGUGGCACAUCCCAGCUGGCACAGAGCCAGGGACGUACCGGAUCCGCUACUUCGGGCACUACAAGAAGAGAGUGCUCCUCACCCGCACCAUCACCGUUCCCUUCGAAGGCUCCUCCUCGGCCUUUGAAAUCACAGUUCCAUAG